UACUUUUGUGUGCGGCGCGGGCAGGAUCCGCCAAACUCUCGGGGGCAGUCAGUCCAGCGAAAAAAAAAACUAAAAAAAAGCCAAUAAAGAGUCUCGCCUCAGCCUUCGCGAGUGGAAUAUUUUUUAAAUUGUGAAUGUACCGUGAAUUAAUCCCAACUCCCGUCGACUAGUGGCAUUCCACCGACGAUAAACUCAUUACCCUCGAUGGCGUGCCUGAAAAUCCCCCAGGACAACUGAAAACACCUGGGGCCACUGAUGCACCUGGUGCAGCACGUCGACCCCCGAUCACCAAAACAACUCCAGCGUUCGGCCCCCGAGAGAUAGAGCAAAAAAAUUCAGUACAAAUUCCGAGACUCCUGGCGAUGCUCCUGGACCACUGAAUCCUUCUCCUCCCCCUCCUGAACCCGGAGAACCCACUGAACCCCCGAUUUUUUCCUGCAAAAAGCGUGAGGAGCAAACGGAUCUUGUGUUGUUCCAUGGCGAUCGCUCCCACUGGCCGAGGAACGUGCUUGCCUACGUCACUGCGUAAGGUGGCACACGGAUGAAUGUGAUACAUAAAGAGGAAAUCAAUUAUUUUCAUGACUUAUCGAUAAAAUAACAGUGCUAACAGUGAUAAUUGUGAUUUAUCGAUGAACAAGGUAGUGGAUUGUUAAAUAGUGUAGUUGAUCGCGUCACCGCCCAUAUGUGAUGUGUCCAAGUGAAUGAGUAAUCAUGUACUGCCAGGACAAGGGCUCGGCGGCAUCCAAGAGCAAAGAGGGUGGUACUGUGACAAUGCGAGAGAAGAAAGGAGGCGCACUGAGCAGGGUACAAAAGCUGAAAAAACGACUCAGUCACAGUUUCGGGAGACUCUCGAUAUCGAAGGAGGAAGCUGAAGAUGUGGCGAAUAGAGGUUCAUUGGCUUACAAUGGCUUCUCGGAAGAGUUCCUAGACCGUUUGGAGCGAAACGGCAACUUACCUGUGGACAAGGAUCGACGUUACGCCAAGUCGAUUACCUCAACAUCUAUAUCCCAUGUCGCAGAGUGGGGUGGUGUGGGUGAUCAUGAGAGGGUACACCGACAGCUGUCAGUAUCCAGUGACUCAAAAUUACUGGAUGAGGAUAUCAGGGAAGAGGCCAGAGUGAUUCUGAGACCUCGCAAGCCCCCCAGACCAAAAUCAGAGGUAUUUCUUGGGCCAGAUCCAGCACCGAGGAGAACCAAAAGAUUUUCAGCCUUCGGUGGUGAUUCACCAUUUGGUAAAUCCGAGGGCUACAUCAAAUUGGAGCAACUCGGUGAGGGUUCAUAUGCCACUGUGUUCAAGGGUUACAGCCAUUUGGCUGAACAGGUCGUUGCACUUAAGGAGAUCAGACUUCAGGAGGAGGAGGGCGCACCAUUUACUGCCAUACGUGAGGCCAGUCUACUGAAGGAGCUCAAACACAGUAACAUCGUGACACUACACGAUAUUAUUCAUACGCGUGAAACACUUACAUUUGUUUUUGAAUUUGUUCACACCGAUCUCUCGCAGUAUAUGGAGAGGUAUGGCAGUGGGGGCGGUGGACUCGAUCCAAGAAAUGUGAAAUUGUUCCUCUUCCAGCUGCUACGGGGACUGGCUUAUUGUCACCGCAGGAAAGUACUGCACCGUGAUGUAAAGCCCCAGAACCUCCUGAUUAGUGAAAUAGGUGAACUUAAACUCGCAGACUUUGGUUUAGCGAGGGCAAAAUCAGUGCCUUCACACACGUAUUCCCACGAGGUCGUGACCCUGUGGUACAGGCCACCGGAUGUCCUCCUCGGCUCAACCGAGUACUCAACGUCACUGGAUAUGUGGGGCGUUGGUUGUAUAUUCGUUGAGAUGCUUACUGGUGUACCAACGUUUCCUGGUGUAAGGUGUACCUACGAUCAAUUGGAUAAGAUAUUUAGAAUUUUGGGAACACCUACGGAGGAGACGUGGCCAGGUGUCACGAGAUUACCGGGGUAUAAGCCACAUCGGUUGGCAUUUUAUCCGCUUAGGAAAUUAGGACUGUCGUUUCCCAGGCUGUAUGAUGUGGCCGAGGGUGAUAACAUGGCGUCUUCACUGCUACAGCUCAAUCCUGAUGAUCGAAUAGAUGCGGAGGAGGCGUUGAAGCAUCCGUACUUUGCAUCACUUCCUAAUAAACUCUAUGAGCUGCCUGACGAGGUAUCGAUAUUUACCGUCGAAGGGAUUUACCUAUUCACCGAGUCUCGACAAACGUAUGCUGACUCACGUCAUACAGCACUCAAGACCUGAGGUCGAGCAUAAAAAUAAGGGAAACGUAAAACAAAAGUUUCAAACGAUUAAAUAAUCACGUACAGACUCGAUGAAAAUGAUCGGAUUUUCACAUUGUAAAUGAGUAACCGUCUGGUUCUCACGAUGAUGUACGAAUAUCAUUGACAUAUUUUUCAUUUAUCUCUCCUAUCCGGCUAAUUAAAGGUACAGAAGAGUAAUUAAAUCGUCCGAUCUCCUCAUAUUUUGUAUUCAAAAUGAAAACAACAAUCUUCGCAUAGAGAAGACUAAAAGGAAAAUGUGUUACUUGUAAUAAUUAGGAGAAGUCAUUAAAUUUGUAGAGUCAUUUUGUAGUGAGAUGCGGACAAGUAAAAUCAGGUUGAUUAUCACUGAUAGUGAAAUAAAAAAUUGAGAAAUGCAUUCGGAAGCUACGCACGCUGGAUUUAGAGCAAAAAAAAUGCAAAUGCACGCACGACCCAUCCUCGCACUUCGUCCAAAUACUAGAUAUUAGACUGAAUACCAAUCAAAAGAGAUUCGAUAAUGGGUGAAGAAAGUUAUGUCUACCGCCUAGUGGAAAUUAUCCCCUCUCUCUACUCCUUUUCCGAGCCACUUUGCAGGCGGUGAGUUCGACAUAGCGAACAAACAUUAAGUAAUUCAAUUUAUCAUUAUUAGGUGAAAUCAUGGAAGAUCUGUAGCGCUAGAUCAAUCACUCUGCACUGCUAUGUAGUAUUGAUACUCGAUUCAGGCGCCUACGUCUGUUCAUCAAUUACAAUUAAUUUGACCAAAUUUAGGUGAAAUCGGGUGGCGGGAAUUUCUGGUUGGAUUGGAUUUAGUUGAUUGGGAGGGGGCGAAACAAUGAUUCAGCUUUGUUUGUUGAUUUGUUUUUGAUUCAUUUUUGAGAAUCGAAGAAAGUUGAACAUUUUGUAGAUUUUUGUAUUGUUUAUUUCGGCUUCCUGCAUAAAAAAAGUCUAUUAUUACUAAUACUAUUCGGCAGGGAAAUGGUGAGAAUCUAUUCUGUUAUUUUUUCUGCAGAAAACGGUCUUCAUGAACAUUGAACGAUCUCAGCAGAUUCAGAAAUUUCAUUUCAAGAUUAUUUUUUUAGGCGCAUGAGUUAAGCAUGUUUAUUAAUUGCAUUUUUUUCGAUCAAAUUCAGGUGAAAUUGAUUAACGAAGUGGUGAGAAUCAGUUCGGUUCUUUCUCAUCAGUUUCUGAUUAAUGUUGGGAAAUAUACGAAAGUUAGCGAACCUUUUGUAGAUUUUUCUUUUGUUUAUCUGGGCUUUUUGCACAGAAAGGUCCUCAUAAACAUUGACCAAUCUCUGCAGAUUCAAAAAUUUCACUUCAAUUUCAGUGUUUUUCAGACGCAUGAGUUAAGACUGUUUGUUAAUUGCAAUUUAUUCGAUCAAAGUCAAAUGAAAUUGACUAGAAAAUUUUUUCGAUUGGAUUUACUCGGUAGGGAAAUGGUGAAUCUAUUCUGUUUUUUUUUCUGCAGAAAAAGAUUCUCAUGAACAUUGAACAAUCUCUGCAGAUUCAGAAAUUUCACUUAAAGAUUAUUUUUUUAGGCGCAUGAGUUAAGCAUGUUUAUUAAUUGCAUUUUUUUCGAUGAAAUUCAGGUGAAAUUGAUUAACGAAGUGGCGAGAAUCAGUUCGGUUCUUUCUCAUCAGUUUCUGAUUAAUGUUGGGAAAUAUACGAAAGUUAGCGAACCUUUUGUAGAUUUUUCUUUUGUUCAUCUGGGCUUUUUGCACAGAAAGGUCCUCAUAAACAUUGACCAAUCUCUGCAGAUUCAGAAAUUUUACUUCAAGAUCAGUUUUUUAAGUUAAGCAUGUUUAUUAAUGGCUAUUUAUUCGAGCAAAUUCAAGUGAAAGUGACUAGAAGAAUUUUUUGAUUGCAUUUAUUCGGUAGGGAAAUGGUGAGAAGCAAUUCUAUUAUUUCCUAUCAGUUUUUGGUGAAGGUUUGGGAAUCCAAGAAAGUUAGGAAAGUUAGGAGUUUUUUAUUUAUCUAGGUUCUCCCUACAAAGAAAGUCCUCAUGAAAAUUGACUAGUCUCUACAGAUUCAAAGAUAAGUCGAACAAAGAAUGUAAAAGUGGAUCAAUAAGUGAAUUUCACCCCAAUAUUAGUUUUUGGGGAAUAGUCGGAAAUCUGAAAGAGAAAUAAAUUUUUUCUAGAACAAAAUUAGGUUCCCAAAUAAGUCCUUUUGAGAACUUGUUCCAACUCUGUUAGUUUCAAAACUGAGACCGAAGAAGAAUAAUAAAACAACGGCGUUUCACUUCAAAAUAAAUUGACGGGAUACAUCUUGUCUUUCUAGAAAUGAAAAGUGAAAAGAUGACGGAAUUCUAGUGAAACAAACACCACAGAAAUCGGUGAAUGAAUUUCUCGUUAAAAUCAGUUUUCUUCAUUUCAUAUCUCAUUUCGUUAAAAAAGGCUCUAUAAAAUGUUUCGUCAGGCCCGUAAUUUCUUCGAAAUCCUCCAAAGAAAUGAUUUAUUCCGCUAUACCCAUUUCCUUCUCAAUAAAUUAAUUUCCGAUUAAUCAGAGAUUUUUGCCACAACUUGUUGCGUAAAAAUGACAAAUUUCAGAGGCAAACUCGUACGUCCAAUUGGCCACUCGCCUCCGCUCGCAAUUUAUCGUCGAUUUAAGUCGAAUGAAAGAAACAAAAUAAAAAACAUCUUAUUCGAAUUAAAUAAAUUAGCUCGUAAUCGUAACGUGAUGAUAGCAAAUAAACAUAGGAUGAUAAGUAAACUCUGAGAACAAGUGUCUCAAGGCAUUGACAAAUCGACGAGCGGAGGGUGCGAGUAACGGCGAGCGACUCAUCAAUCAACAAAUCAAUUAAUUUCAUUAGUCCCAACUACCGGUAGUAGUGUAAUUUUUACAGAAAUCAAUGAGAAAAAAAAUUGAAUGAAAAAAAAACCACGUAUGUUCGUUACUACUUUUGAUAGGCCAACGAAUGGUGCUUGAUGAAUAUACGACUAAUGAAGUAAAGUUAAAUUGUACAUUAAUUGGGGAUAACUGAUAAUCUCGUAAUAGUUGCCUAGCUGGUGGCAUAAAUCAUACGCAAUCAUGAUUAUUUCACUAGGAAAUAGUGUUUUUUAAAAAUAUGUAGAGAAUAUCAAUGAGUCGAGAGUGUUACAGGUCUUCCAAAUGAAAAAGUAAAAAAUCAAUUACGAGUCAUGAUAAUUAUGUCCAAGCAAUGAUGACUAUUACGACUAAUAAUGUUAUUCCCUGGUAGAUUUAUAUUUAUACCGAUUUUUCAGCGCACUCAUAGUUUUUGCCAGCCCCUCCUACCCUUAUUAGAUUAAUAUUUUCACCUUGCCUUCCUCAGCCUUCCUCACUCACAUUUACUUUUUUAAUUGUUAGCGUGCUAGCCUUUGAAGUUGAUGCAUUCAUUCGAGGAAUAUAUUUUUUCUUGAGUCGUUUGGGGCCUAUUUGCCGUAAAGUUCAAGUGUAGGUUGAGUGAUAUUGCUGGUGGAUGAUGAGGAAUUAUUGAAAUAUCAAAGGAUCUGGAGGGCAGGGGAAAGAACGAUAAAUUCAAUCAUGUGGAAUGUUUUUUUUUAUUCUUAUUUAUGAAGAAAAUUGGUUGAGAGUGUUGAUGGAUUCUUUGAGUCAAUUGAAUGUGCAAUUGGUGAGAUAAUUUUGUGAAUUCUUGUGUAACUGAAGAGCUGAGGAGGUAGGAUGUAAAUAGAAAAAACACCAUCGAUUUAUAUAGUUGAUGACGCUGAGAUAGAGACAGGAGUAAUAAAUGUGACUUUGUAAUAAAUUGAUGAGAAUAACAAAUCAGGGGUUUACAGUGAUGUGUUUUGGAAAAAAAGCUGAAGUAAUAUGAAAGUGAUUGGAAUAAUCAAUUUCCCACCAGUCUCAUUUAUUUUAGACUACCACGAUAACGAUUCAUUGAGGAAUUACGAGAGAGAUAUGCUCAUUUAUUAUACAUUAUUAUUUGUUAAUUGUAUUUGUAAUAUAACUGUGGUAGAGACUGUCAUUUGUAUGAAUUAGUCCUCAAUUAUUGUCUUUAUUUGUUCAUCUAUAAAUUUUUUUUAUACAACAAUUUCAGUGUGAUUAUUGCUGUAAUUUUUAGCGAUUCAUUUUUGUUCAUGAGGUGAAUUACCAGGCAGCCCAGCGAACAUUGUAAUACGAGAGAUUAAAGUGAAAAGAGAAAAGUACUGUUUUUAA
Diachasma alloeum is the source of this 6371-nucleotide messenger RNA. RefSeq names its product cyclin-dependent kinase 14 (gene Eip63E). Gene Ontology annotation, cellular component: cytoplasm; nucleus; cytosol. Gene Ontology annotation, molecular function: cyclin binding; ATP binding; cyclin-dependent protein serine/threonine kinase activity. Bases 712 to 2238 code for a protein of 508 amino acids. The transcript has 6 exons. NCBI's taxonomy places the organism in Eukaryota, Metazoa, Arthropoda, Insecta, Hymenoptera, Braconidae. The record is from RefSeq and is a predicted model, not a curated record. Gene Ontology annotation, biological process: protein phosphorylation.